Molecule: messenger RNA, 1072 nt
Organism: Microcebus murinus (gray mouse lemur)
Lineage: Eukaryota; Metazoa; Chordata; Mammalia; Primates; Cheirogaleidae
Gene: TMEM176A
Product: transmembrane protein 176A
Cellular component (GO): membrane
Source: RefSeq, a predicted model, not a curated record
CGCCUCCCGCCCAGCCGCGGUCCUCGCCCAGGCCCUGCGCGGCACUCUCGCCAAGGGCCCCGAGGACAACAGCUCUUCCUCCCUGCUGCCCCCUUCUCCCUCAGAGAUGUCCCUGGCCAUGGGGAUGACAGAGGGUGGUGAGCUGGCCCCCGAGGCCCCACAGCCCACCCGCAUCGACGUGCACAUCCAUCAGGAGUCAGCCCUGGUCAAGCCCCUGCUGACCGGAUGCUACUCCUGGCUGCAGCGCCCAGCCAGCAAAACCCCAGGCAGCAGCCGGCUGCUGGUGGCCUCAUGGGUGGUGCAGAUUGUGCUGGGCAUCUUGAGUGGGGUCCUGGGAGGAUUCCUCUAUAUCUGCAUCUACUCCAGGCUGCUCGGCUCAGGGGCCGCCAUCUGGGCAGGCGUUGUGGCUGUGCUGGCUGGAGCUGUUGCCUUCAUUUAUGAGAAACAGGGUGGCAUCUGCUGGGGCCUGCUGAGGACCCUGCUGGCACUGGCAGCUUUCGCCACAGCCAUUGCUGCUAUUGUAUCUUGGGCCAAUAGUUUCUGGUAUGGCUAUGAUUAUAGCGACUAUGUCUGCAGAUGUGACUCCUCGUCAGGGUACUGGUACACCCCACCCCCCAGCACCCAGAGUCCGGACGAAGUCAGAAGGCUACACCUGUGCUCCUCCUACGUGAACAUGCUGCAGGCCUUGUUCAUAGGCCUUCAGGCCAUGCUCUUGGGUAUCUGGAUUCUGCUGCUCCUGGCCUCUCUGGCGCCUCUGUGGCUGUACUGCUGGAGAAGACUCCCGUGCAAGGAGGAAAAAGACCAGAAGAAGCUGCUGGAAGUGAGCGGCAGCUAGCCAUGCCCGGCGUCCCCUUCUGCCAUGGCAGCCCUGCCUCUGCCUUCUGGAAGAAGAACCAGGCGGGGAAGGAGGCUCUGCAGUAGCCCUGGUCCCUGUUGCAGCCACAGCCACUGCCCUGCUCCACCUGCUGUCACAGCAGCGCCUGCCCCUUUCCUGCUCCCUCACCACUCUGCUCUGCUGCGGGUCCCCUCUUGAGCAAUAAUUUGAUAAUAAACUCUCACGCUGUUGUUCACA